CCUAACUCUAGGGCCAGGGCCACUCAGGCCUCCCCGCUGCCGUUUGUCCGGGGUCCCCGCUGUGUUCUCCCGCGCGCUUCCAUGGCCGAAAAGUUGGUGUCACUGUUGCCACCCCUGCUGCUGGCUGCGGUGGGCCUCGCCGGCCUCCUGUUGCUGUGCGUCCAAACCCAAGACGUCCGGGAGCCGCCCGCCCUCAAGUAUGGCAUUGUUCUGGAUGCUGGCUCUUCACACACAUCCAUGUUUGUCUACAAGUGGCCAGCAGACAAGGAAAAUGACACAGGUAUCGUGGGCCAGCACAGCUCUUGUGAUGUUGAAGGUGGGGGCAUCUCCAGCUAUGCAAGUGACCCUUCUAGGGCAGGCCAGAGUCUGGUUGAAUGUCUUGAGCAGGCACUUCAGGAUGUGCCCAAAGACAGACAUGCCAGUACACCACUCUAUCUGGGAGCUACAGCAGGCAUGCGCCUACUCAACCUGACCAGCCCAGAGGCCACAGCCAGGGUGCUUGAGGCAGUGACACAGACGCUCACACGGUACCCCUUUGACUUCCGUGGUGCUCGCAUCCUUUCAGGACAGGAUGAAGGGGUGUUUGGCUGGGUGACUGCCAACUACCUGCAGGAGAACUUCAUCAAGUAUGCCUGGGUGGGCCGGUGGAUCCGGCCAAGGAAGGAAACACUGGGGGCCAUGGACCUUGGAGGUGCCUCAACACAGAUCACCUUUGAGACGAUCAGCUCAUCUGAAGACCCAGACAGUGAGGUCCAUCUGCGGCUCUAUGGUCAGCACUACCAUGUCUACACCCAUAGCUUCCUCUGCUAUGGUCGAGACCAGGUUCUCCAGAGGCUGCUGGCCAGUGCCCUCCAGAUCCAUCACUUCCACCCCUGCUGGCCAAAGGGCUACUCCACCCAACUGCUGCUCCAGGAAGUCUAUCAGUCACCAUGCACUAGAGACCAACGCCCCCAGACCUUGAACAGCAGUGCCACUGUCAGCUUGUCUGGGACCAGCAAUGCUGCCCUUUGUCGUAACCUAGUCUCUGGUCUCUUCAACUUUUCCUCCUGCCCCUUUUCCCAAUGCUCCUUCAAUGGGGUUUUCCAGCCCCCUGUGACUGGGAACUUCAUAGCAUUUUCUGCUUUCUACUAUAUUGUGGACUUCCUGAAGACAGUGAUGGGACUGCCUGUGGGAACCCUACAGCAGCUGGAGACAGCCACAGAAAUAAUCUGCAACCAGACUUGGGCUGAGCUUCAGGCCCGAGUGCCAAGGCAGGACACCCGCCUGGCUGACUACUGCGCGGGAGCCAUGUUCAUACAUGCGCUACUGAGCCGUGGCUACGGCUUCGACGAGCGCUCUUUCAAGAGAGUGGUCUUCCAAAAGAAAGCCGCAGACACAGCUAUCGGUUGGGCGCUGGGCUACAUGCUGAAUUUGACCAACCUGAUUCCCGCUGACCUCCCGGGACGACGUAAGGGAACUCACUUCAGCUCCUGGGUCGCUCUCCUUCUGCUCUUUGCGGUCCUGAUCUUGGCGGCGCUGAUCCUGCUCUUGCGCCAGGUGCGCUCUGCCAAGUCCCCAGGCGCCCUCUAGGGGCGCACUGGGAGCUGCUCCCAACUCUGUGUUAUUCCUCUCCCAGUGCAUCUUGGACCCCUAAUUAACCUGGGACUAGACAUUCCGAUAUCUACCUUUACAGAAAGCCCAGAUGUCUCCCUCCCACCCGCAGUUCCCUCCAGCCCUGAGCUCGCAAUUAAUUCUCCCCUUUAUCUCUUCCUGAGGUGUCAGAUUCAUGGUGAGGUUCAUUCAGAUUGUCAGUGCCCUGGUAACUUCCUGUCUGUAGUCUGGGCCUUUGGAAAGGCAAGCAUCAGAACCUGCAGGCUAGAAGUCAGUUCAAUACCUGCUUGUAAAAAUUUUGUAAUAAAAGAUUUUUCCUAGAGCACUGAAGUGUUUAUAGGAUGGCACAUCUUUCCGUUGCCAGUUCCUCCUUUCAGCUGUGUUGGUUAUUCAGAUAAAACCUGCUUCCAAGAUA
This is a messenger RNA of Psammomys obesus (fat sand rat), 2005 nucleotides long. It is a transcript of the gene Entpd2, whose product is annotated as ectonucleoside triphosphate diphosphohydrolase 2. Bases 82 to 1569 code for a protein of 495 amino acids. Gene Ontology annotation, molecular function: UDP phosphatase activity; GDP phosphatase activity. The record is from RefSeq and is a predicted model, not a curated record. Gene Ontology annotation, biological process: nucleoside diphosphate catabolic process. The transcript is spliced from 9 exons. Gene Ontology annotation, cellular component: plasma membrane. NCBI's taxonomy places the organism in Eukaryota, Metazoa, Chordata, Mammalia, Rodentia, Muridae.